Acanthosepion pharaonis is the source of this 540-nucleotide messenger RNA. The record is from the annotation of a GenBank genome assembly. NCBI's taxonomy places the organism in Eukaryota, Metazoa, Mollusca, Cephalopoda, Sepiida, Sepiidae.
AUGUGUUUCUCUUCAUUAUCUAUCUAUCUAUCUAUCUAUCUAUCUAUCUAUCUAUUAUGGUCCGGUUCCUUGUACCACGGUCCCAUAACACUAUCUAUCUAUCUAUCUAUCUAUCUAUCUAUCUAUCUUAGACUCUCCAUUAUCUAUCUAUCUAUCUAUCUAUCUAUCUAUCUAUCUAUCUAUCUAGGCCUUGUGCCACAUCCGAUCCCCCGUGGGUGGAUUGAUAAAUACCAUCUAUCUAUCUAUCUAUCUAUCUAUCUAUCUAUCUAUCUAUCUAUCUUAGACUCUCCAUUAUCUAUCUAUCUAUCUAUCUAUCUAUCUAUCUAUCUAUCUAUCUAUCUUAGAUUCUCCAUUAUCUAUCUAUCUAUCUAUCUAUCUAUCUAUCUAUCUAUCUAUCUAUCUAUUGUGGCUAGAAUAGUGCUACAAAACACACAUUUGAAAAUAAAAUUCAAACUAUUCCCUGAAUCUCCUUUUAUUUUUAGCGCCAGCCUCCUUCUUUCUAUUGUGAUUCAUUUGUAUAAUAAAUCUUUUGAAAAGUAA